GCGCGGGGCGCAGCGGGCCGCCGGCCCGGGCGGAGCGCUGCCAGCCCUUCCUGGAAGUGCUGAGCCGCGCUCGGCGCCGCGAGUUCAUGCGCCGCUUUGCCAAGCCGCAGCCGCCGGGAUCUCGGGAGGCUGCAGCCGCCGCGCCGCCCGCGCUCCUGCGCCCGCUCGCCGCGCCCCGGGGAGCUGCCCGGGGGGCCCCCGCCGCGGCCCCCUCGCACAUGAAGAUGUACGUGCAAAGGGCUCUGGUGCUGCUCUGCCUGCUGAGCUUCGCCACCGUGAGCCUCUCGCUGUCCUCCUGCACCACCUUGGACCUCGACCACAUCAAGAAGAAGCGGGUGGAAGCCAUUCGGGGGCAGAUCCUGAGCAAGCUGCGCCUCACCAGCCCCCCGGAGACCGUGGGGCCGGCCCAUGUGCCCUACCAGAUCCUGGCCCUCUAUAACAGCACCCGGGAGCUGCUGGAGGAGAUGGAGGAGGAGAAGGAGGAGAGCUGCUCUCAGGACAACACCGAGUCCGAAUACUACGCCAAGGAGAUCCAUAAAUUUGACAUGAUCCAGGGCCUCCCGGAGCACAAUGAACUGGGCAUUUGCCCAAAAGGUGUCACCUCCAAUGUGUUCCGCUUUAACGUGUCCUCAGCAGAGAAGAAUAGCACCAACCUGUUCCGGGCCGAGUUUCGGGUGCUGCGUGUGCCCAACCCAAGCUCCAAACGCAGUGAGCAGCGCAUUGAGCUCUUCCAGAUCCUUCGGCCGGAUGAGCACAUAGCAAAGCAGCGCUACCUCAGUGGCAGGAAUGUGCAGACGCGGGGCUCCCCGGAGUGGCUGUCCUUCGACGUCACCGAGACCGUGCGUGAGUGGCUCCUGCACAGAGAGUCCAACCUGGGCCUGGAAAUUAGUAUACAUUGUCCUUGCCAUACUUUUCAGCCCAAUGGGGACAUUGUGGAGAAUUUGCACGAGGUGUUGGAGAUCAAAUUCAAAGGCAUUGACAGUGAGGAUGACUAUGGCCGUGGGGACUUGGGGCGCCUGAAGAAGCAGAAAGACCUGCAUAAUCCCCACCUCAUUUUGAUGAUGUUACCCCCGCAUCGGCUGGAGGGUCCAUCACUGGGAGGCCAGAGAAAGAAACGAGCCCUUGACACCAACUACUGUUUCCGGAACCUGGAGGAGAACUGCUGCGUGCGUCCUCUUUACAUUGACUUCCGACAGGACCUGGGCUGGAAAUGGGUCCACGAGCCUAAGGGCUACUUUGCUAACUUUUGCUCAGGCCCUUGUCCAUACCUCCGCAGUGCAGACACGACGCACAGCACGGUACAUCCAGCACAUUAUCCUUCUAGGGCUUGUGGCUGUGGCUUCCCCUUCGUCCCUAAGCCUGAUCUCAUCUGGUCUCUUCAGUGCAGCAAUAACAGUCCAGAUCAGUACUUUAAAAAAAAAAAAACUCUUGAGAGUAAUUCAGGGGGACAGUGUAGGUGGGUCAGCCAGACAGGACGGACUUCCUUUGAAGUAAGUACUGCAUCCAUGCUUCAGCCAAAUGUUGAGGAGGAGGAGAAGGCUGCUGUCUCUUGGAUGAGAUGUAAAAACAGCAGGUCUGAUGAUACUAGGAUACCUAUUUAGUAGUGGUCAGGGUAUUAAUGGAAUUGUUCACAUUAAAAGUGAACUCUGAUACUUAUGUUCUGUCUAAAUUUUCUGCAGUUUAGACAGAGGAUUUUUCUGCACUCUGUAUCAGGUUGUCGUGUAAAACCUGUGCUACGGCACACAGCUGCUGUCCUACCACAGGGCCAGCUGGAGCCCAGGACUGAAGGGGGAUCUGUGUCUAUGUCCAGAAGUGAACAUGGCCAUGCAGUAAGCUCUCCUUUCUGCAUAGGCAUCCUUUACAGCUGUAUGAAUCCAACCUGACCUAUGGUGGAGAGGAGCCCCCUAGGCAGUGAGAUUCAUGCAUAAAACUGGCUGAAAGCAAAUGUUUCUAGGUAACUCAAGCAUAACUUCUGUUUGAUAUGAGUACACUGGGCAAUCUCUGGAGAAUAGCAUCUGACACUGGCUAAUGUCUACAGCAAAGGAAGAAAAAAGAGCAAUACAAAUGAAUGGACAUGGCAGGAGCCUACCAAGGGGAGAAGACAGACUAAUGGGCAGCUCAUCAUUAAAGCAAGAAAAGCCAGAGGAAAAUGCGCUUCUGCCCACAAAACAAAAGGCAGCAAGGCAGGCAAUGCAACAGCUCACUAGCAACUUAGCUUCAGGCUCCACUAACAAAGUUACUGGAAAAGCAGAUUUAGGGAAAGAAUAGCUAACUAGGCAAAGAUGAUAUUUUGGGAAAGACUGUAACAAUUUCUUGAUAGAUUGAGAGUCCACACAGCAGCAAGCCUUGUUGAAGAAGUGGACUGAUGCUAGAUAUUAAGCACAAGGCAGAGCAAGUGAAAUCAGCAGCUUAGACAGAACAACAUGCAUGUGGGGUAGUACCUUUUCUAUCCACUUGCCCUGAGGAGCUCUCUAGUAGAUACUGGAUGGAAUCAGUGUGAGUGAAAGGAGAAUUUAAGGUGGUUCCUAAUGCUCUUUUCCUGAGCAAGAAAAGAACCGAUCACAGAAUGGUUGCGUUUGGAAAGGACCUUUAAAGAUCGUCUUUUAAAUGUCUCCAAAGAUGGAGCGUCUACAACCUCUCUGGGCAACCUGUUCCAGUCCUCAGUCACCCUCAAGAUAGAUAAAAAAAACUUUUUCCUUA
Molecule: messenger RNA, 2700 nt
Organism: Rhea pennata
Lineage: Eukaryota; Metazoa; Chordata; Aves; Rheiformes; Rheidae
Gene: TGFB3
Product: transforming growth factor beta 3
Exons: 6
Coding region: 87-1601 (504 amino acids)
Biological process (GO): transforming growth factor beta receptor signaling pathway; regulation of cell population proliferation
Cellular component (GO): extracellular region
Molecular function (GO): transforming growth factor beta receptor binding; growth factor activity; cytokine activity
Source: RefSeq, a predicted model, not a curated record